Messenger RNA from Pocillopora damicornis (cauliflower coral), 3136 nucleotides. Its product is annotated as tetratricopeptide repeat protein 28-like. Lineage: Eukaryota; Metazoa; Cnidaria; Anthozoa; Scleractinia; Pocilloporidae. The record is from RefSeq and is a predicted model, not a curated record.
GGGAGACAAGUCCAUGGAGGAAAAAGAUGACAUUAGUUAUGACCAUGGUGUUCCAAGUUCAGGUGAUGUCCAGAAAGUCAUUGACCUCUAUAGUUGGGGAGCCAAGCAUGGGGAGGGUAACACCUAUGGCAAUCUUGGCAAUGCUUAUCACAGUCUGGGUGAUUUCAAGAAAGCAUUAGAGUACCACAACCUACUUCGUAAAGUAGUCAAAGAAGUAGGAGACAAGCAGGGGGAGGGUUAUCGCAGUCUGGGUGAUUUCAAGAAAGCCAUAGAGUACCACAACCUACAUCUUAAAAUAGCUAAAGAAGUAGGAAACAAGCAUGAGGAGGGUAACGCUUAUCACAAUCUUGGCAAUGCUAAUUACAGACUGGGUGAUUUCAAAAAAGCUAUAGGGUACCACAACCUACAUCUUAAAAUAGCUAAAGAAGUAAGAGACAAACGUGAGGAGGGUAAAGCUUAUGGCAAUCUUGGCAGUGUUUAUUGCAGUCUGGGUGAUUUCAAAAAAGCCAUUGAGUACCACAACCUACAUCUAAAAAUAGCUAAAGAAGUAGGAGACAAACAUGAGAAGGGUAAUGCUUAUGGCAAUCUUGGCAUUACUUAUCACAGUCUGGGUGAUUUCAAAAAAGCCAUAGAGUACCACAACCUACAUCUUAAAAUAGCUAAAGAAGCAAGAGACAAGCAUGGGAAGGGUAAAGCUUAUGGCAAUCUUGGCAUUGCUUAUGACAGACUAGGUGAUUUCAAGAAAGCCAUAGAGUACCACAACCUACAUCUUCAAAUAGCUAAAGAAGUGGGAGACAAGCAUGGGGAGGGUAAAGCUUAUGGCAAUCUUGGCAAUGCUAAUUACGGACUGGGUGAUUUCAAAAAAGCCAUAGAGUUCUACAACCUACAUCUUGAAAUAGCUAAAGAAAUAGGAGACAAGCAUGGGGAGGGUAAAGCCUAUGGAACUCUUGGCAGUGCUUAUCACAGUCUGGGUGACUUCAAAAAAGCCAUAGAGUACCACACCCUACAUCUUAAAAUAGCUAAAGAAGUAGGAAACAAGCAUGGGGAGAGUAAUGCUUAUGGCAAUCUUGGCAUUGCUUAUCACAGUCUGGGUGAUUUCAAAAAAGCCAUAGAAUUCUACAACCUACAUCUUGAAAUAGCUAAAGAAAUAGGAGACAAGCAUGGGGAGGGUAAAACUUAUGGAAAUCUUGGCAUUGCUUAUGACAGACUGUGUGAGUUUAAAAUAGCCAUAGAGUGCCACAACCUAGAUCUUAAAAUAGCUAUAGAAGUAGGAGACAAGCAUCGAGGGGGUAGUGCUUAUGGCAAUCUUGGCAUUGCUUAUUACAAUCUGGGUGAUACCAAAAAAGCCAUAGAGUACCACAACCUACAUCUUAAAACAGUUAAAGAAGUAGGAAACAAGCAUGGGGAGAGUACCGCUUAUUGCAAUCUAGGCAAUGCUAAUUACAGACUGGGUGAUUUCAAAAAAGCCAUAGAAUACCACAGCCUACACCUCAAAAUGGAAAAAAAAGUAGGAGACAAGCAUGGGGAGGGUAAAGCUUAUGGCAAUCUUGGCAAUGUUUAUCACAGUCUGGGUGAUUUCAAGAAAGCCAUAGAGUAUUACAACCUACAUCUUGAAAUAGCUAAAGAAAUAGGAAACAAACAUGGAGAGGGUAACGCUUCUGGCAAUCUCGGCAUUGCUUAUGACAAACUGGGUGAUUUCAAAAAAGCCAUAGAGUACCACAACCUACAUCUUAAAAUAGCUAAAGAAGUAAGAGACAAGCAUGGGGAGGGUAAAGCUUUUGGCAAUCUUGGCAUUGCUUAUGACAAACUGGGUGAUUUCAAAAAAGCCAUAGAGUACCACAACCUACAUCUUAAAAUAGCUAAAGAAGUAGGAGACAAGCAUGGGGAGGGUAAAGCUUAUUGCAAUCUUGGCAUUGCUUAUCACAGUCUGGGUGAUUUCAAGAAAGCCAUAGAGUAUUACAACCUAGAUCUUAAAAUAGCUAAAGAAGUAGGAGACAAGCAUGGGGAGGGUAAAACUUAUGGAAAUCUUGGCAUUGCUUAUGACAGACUGGGUGAGUUCAAAAAAGCCAUAGAGUGCCACAACCUAGAUCUUAAAAUAGCUAUAGAAGUAGGAGACAAGCAUGGAGAGGGUGGUGCUUAUGGCAAUGUUGGCAAUGUGUAUCGAACUCAGGGAGAUUUGAUCAAGGCCAACAAGUCAUUCAAGCUAAUGCUCAAAAUUGCCAAAGAGGUCGAAGACAAAUCCUUCGAGGCAAUGGCCCACUGUUCAUUAGGACCCGUUUUUGAGUUGCAGGGUCGACUGCCAAAAGCUGUUGAAUCUUACCGAGCUAGCAUAACCUUAUUUAAUUCCUUGAGAAUACUUCUAAAAUCUAAAGAUGAAUGGAAAGUUAAUUUUCGAAAUCAGUAUCAAAUGGCGUAUACGGGUUUGUGGAGAGUUCUCGUAAAACAAGGUAAUAUAGAUGAAGCCUUACUUGCCGCUGAUAAAGGACGAGCCCAAGCUCUCACCGACCUUAUGGAAUCCCGUUUUUGUGGUGGAACAAGUCAGUACAAGGGAAGCGAUGAAGAUUUAGCAGUUUUAAAAAACGUUCCAUCAAACACUGUCUUUCAGGCAAUGGACAGAGCUGACGUCAAUCUUUGGGUUGUGUCCGAAGGAAAACAAGUUCAGUUAAGACAAAGUAAACUCAAUGGUUCUGUUUCAGAGAACAGUAGGGCUAGUCAGUCCUUUGAGUCGUUCAUGCUCGGUGUCUAUACACAACUUGGUGUUCGUUCUAAUGUGAGAUGUGAGAACCGAUCUUUGGAUGCUUUGAGCGAGGACCGUUCAAAAGUGGAUCAGGAAACGAAAGAAGACAACCCUCAAGCUUCCAUCCAACAAAACAAAUGCUUGAGCACUUUGUAUAAUACCGUUAUGAAGCCGGUGGCUGACUUGGUUCAAGGGGAUGAGCUACUCAUUAUUCCCGAUGGACCCCUGUGGCUCGCUCCUUAUGCUGCACUGAAGGAUGGUAAUUCUAAAUACCUGUGUGAAUCGUUCAGAAUCCGUCUCGCUCCAUCGUUAACUAGUGUUAGACUCAUUGCCGAUUGCCCAGAUGACUAUCACAAAAGCAGUGGUGCGUUACUUGUAGGAGAUCCGUGGGUAGCCGAG